Molecule: messenger RNA, 773 nt
Organism: Cajanus cajan (pigeon pea)
Lineage: Eukaryota; Viridiplantae; Streptophyta; Magnoliopsida; Fabales; Fabaceae
Product: gibberellin-regulated protein 4
Source: RefSeq, a predicted model, not a curated record
ACCUUCUUCUAUAAAUGACCCCACAUUCUCUUUAUGUCACCACCCACCCCCUUCUCCUUUCUUUGAUAUCUACAGUGGUUCUUUUGAAGGGGUUUGUGUCUGCUUGCAACAACAAUGGCUGUGCCUAGGCUACUAGUUGUUUUGAUCCUGGCCCUCAUUGCCAUUUCCAUGCUUCAAACAAUGAUUAUGGCAUCUCAUGGACAUGGAGGCCACCACUACAAUGACAAGAAAAAAUUUGGACCUGGCAGUCUCAGGAGCUACCAAUGCCCUUCCCAAUGCACGAGGAGGUGCAGCAGGACCCAGUACCACAAGCCCUGCAUGUUUUUCUGCCAGAAGUGCUGUAGAAAAUGCCUGUGUGUGCCUCCGGGGUAUUAUGGGAAUAAAGCUGUGUGCCCUUGCUACAACAACUGGAAGACCAAGGAAGGAGGCCCCAAAUGCCCUUAAUUAACCUUCUUCAUCAUAUUAACAAACAUACCCUUAAAUUUAAUUAUUUCCCAUAUCAUAUCAUAUAAUAUAAUUAAUUUCCUUAGUCCUCUCUAUGCCUUGAUUAAUCAAAUACAUAUCCAUUUUGGCCUCUUAGUAAUACUUUGUAUUGAGGAUGCCUUUCAGAGAUAGUGUGUGGGCUCCUCUUCAUGCUUUUAAAUGAAGUGUCUAAUACUGUUGCUGUUUGUCAUCUAUGUUGAGCUUUUCAUGAUUUGUUAUCAUCUUUUUCUCCCUUUAUUGUAUGAACAAUGGCAGGCAGUUAUUAACUUAUUAUCAUGUUUACAAUAUCA